AUGAAUAAUAUUACACAGUUGUUUGGAAAAGGUGAUUAUACGGACAAGGAGGAGUUGAAGAACGAUCUAAGGAAUCUACAUAAAUACAUCAAGGAGAGCAAUGUAAAGAAGGUCAAAAAGAUGUUUUCCUCAAAGAAGGGCAAACAUUUGCUGACAGCCACCGACGAACUCGACCAGAAUGCACUGAUGAUAGCUGCACGUGCCAACAAUAUAGAGAUGUUUGAGAUUAUCCUGUCGUUCUACAAGAGUUGUAAGAUCGAUAUAAACAUGCCUGACAAGAAUGGCUACACUUGUCUACACCACUUCUUCUCGAUGCCCGAUUUGGAACCAAAGAUGCUGCUGAUCCUGCUAGACCAGGAGGACGUCCACGUCAACAGCACCAACCGUGAUCUCAACACACCGUUCCACUACUUUUGCCAGAAGUUCCGAUCAAACUCCUCGGUCAAAGAGGUAUUUGACCGCAUGGUUGCCAAGGGCGCCAACGUCAAUGCCACCAACAAGAACGGUGAGGCACCUCUCCACAAAGCGAUAUUCAACAACACACUGGCACAGACAAUGGUGACAUUGCUACUCGAGAAUCACGCACUCGUCAACGUAACCAACAAGAAUGGCGAAUCGUGUCUACACUAUUGCGUGCGAAUGGGACGUACCGAUCUCGUCACCAUUCUCCUCAAAUUCGGUGCCGACAGAACCAUCACCAAAGACAACCAAUCACUAUACGACAUUGCCAUACAAGAGAAUUUCACUAAAUUAGCUGAUCUAUUAAAAGAUGGUGUUGAUAUUAAUACUGUUCAAAGUAAUGGUGCUGCAACAGAAUUAAUUACAUUAUUACAGAACCCAGCGUUGCGAGAAGAUUUCAGAGCAUUCUUGAGGGAUGAAUUGAUUUGCGAGGAGAAUAUUUCAUUUUGGUUGGAUAUCGAAUCUUACAAGAAUAUGAAGAUUGACUCUGCACAGAGAUUGUUCAAGGAACUAUACAGAAUUCACGAUAAAUAUAUUGCCGAUAAUUCAACAUCCGAAAUCAAUGUGCCUUUCUCCAUCAAAAAAGAUAUCAAUAAUUUGUUAAAAUCGUUGCCGCCUCUCGCCGACCUCCUGUCAGAGUGUAACAGUGCCAACGGCAGUAGUAACUCGCUUGGCAGCGGUAGUGGAAGCAGCAACAAUCUGUUGGGCAAUCUGCCACCUACAAACUCACCGCUUCUCAUUGGCUCAUCUUCACCACCGCUUGCCAAUCCAUCGUCUGCAUCGACUACACCAACUUCCACUUUGUCAACAACCUCACUUUCACAAGUAGUUUUAUCUACAACAACACCAACAACAACAACAAGCUCAAGCUCAAGCACAAGCUCGACUACAACUUCACCGACUUCAACAACACCACAGAGUUCAGCAUCAUCAACAUCAACUUCACCACUUCCACACCUAUCGAUCGAAUCUAGCAGCACAACAAACGAAUCAUCAUCAUCUUCCGCCACAUCAUCGUCAACCAACACAACAACCUCUACAAGUAAUCAACCAUCUUCAUCAUCAGCACCAUCAUCACCAAUCACCAACCCAGUCUAUGAUUUCCACAAAAUUCAAACCAUUUACAACACAGCACAACAACAUAUAUUCAUGUUAAUGGCAACCGAUUCACUUUCAAAAUAUAAAAAGAGAUCAAGAAAGAAAUCUGAAUACUGUGUUUCUACCUCUGUGGUGUUUGAUGGAGUUAAUGUAGUAGAAGGUGAUCUUGAUGUCACUCAACACGAUGCCUACCACGGUAAAACAGAGCCUCGAACCCGUGUCGAAAGAGUAGUCAUGAAUUAA
Heterostelium album PN500 is the source of this 1800-nucleotide messenger RNA. RefSeq lists its product as uncharacterized. The coding region runs from base 1 to 1800 and encodes 599 amino acids. Lineage: Eukaryota; Evosea; Eumycetozoa; Acytosteliales; Acytosteliaceae. The transcript is spliced from 5 exons. The record is from RefSeq and is a predicted model, not a curated record. Gene Ontology annotation, molecular function: protein binding.